UUGAAAUGAUCUUGAAUGAUCGGAAACUGCUUUGUGGGCAGGGAGGAGAGUACGCUGGUGAGAGGUGGAGACAAAAGAAAGAGCUCAAGUUACAAUAGAUCAAGCACCAGAGGAGUCAUAUUUGUGCAUUUAAGAGGAACAGACAGGAGGAACAGACAAAAUUUGCUGUUCUUGGUCAUGGAUGAUUUUGUGCGUACCAAAUUAACUGAAUGGGGUCUCAGCGAGUGGAUAGAAAGAUUUAAAGAUGAAGGUAUUGACGAGGAAAGUCUUUACUGUCUUUACGAUCAAGAUAUUGAUAACUUGAUCCCAAAAUUGGGACCAAGGGCGAAAUUCAGGAAGAGACUCGAGUUGUUACAGAAAGAACAAAACACAACAAAUCAGGAAACAGUUGAUUCUUCUGCUCAAGUAAGCUCAGUUUCAAACAAUCAGUUUUAUUUGCAGUGUCAACAGCAGCAUGAAGAAGCAGCUGAUUCUUCUCAGGUUUGGCCGUCCACCAGUGACACAAGUGAUAAAGGAAAGAGAAAAAAUAUUCUGGAAUCAUACACAGAAGAAAUCAUACUGUCUAAGGUGAAACACACCAUGAGUUGUGUCCAUGAGAGAAUACCUAACCAAGGCAUCACAAAGCUCAAUAAGUUCCUGAAGGAUAAAAUCAGCGAUUUGGAGACAGACAAGAGGGAGCUGGUCGGUGUCUUUGGUAAAACUGGGGCUGGAAAGAGCUCUUUGAUAAAUGCCGUCAUUGGAGAGAAGAAUCUUCUGCCCUCUGGAAGCAUCAGUGCAUGUACCACAGUCGUGAUUAAAGUGGAGACUAACAUGCAGAGCCAAAAGUAUGAGGCAGACAUUGAGUUCAUUCCAAAAGAGGAGUGGAAAGACGAGUUGUGGUCCUUGUUUAAUUUGCUUGGGGAUAAUACAGAUCAGGAACAGGAAGAUGAUGAUUAUCGUGAGACUGUUGAAAAGAUGUCAGCGCUGUAUGGAGAAGAAUGGAAAGAAAUCCCAAACAAAUCCCCUGAAAACCUCAUGGAUAACAAAUAUUUCAGAGAAAUUCCAGAAUUUCACCUUUCCAGGAGGAAGAUUUUGACAUGUGAAUCAGCUAGAGAUCUGUCUGCAAAAUUGGUGAAAUACACAAGAACUGCCUCAGAACACGGAGACGGUAAGAGGUAUUGGCCACUAGUGAAGUGUGUGACUGUCAGGGUGCCUAGGAAUGACCUUCUCCAGCAUGUCACACUUGUGGAUCUUCCUGGAAAUGGGGACCGUAACAAGAGCAGAGAUAAAAUGUGGAAAGGGGUUGUCGGAAGUUGUUCUACUGUGUGGAUUGUGACUGACAUUAAUCGAGCAGCAGCAGAGAAAGAACCCUGGGAGAUCCUGGAAAGUACCAGUAGCCUCAUGGGAAAUGGUGGCCAGUGUCAGCAGAUUCACUUUAUCUGCACCAAGUCUGAUUUUAUUGAGGAUUCAGAUGAUCAUUCAGCAGCUGGUGUUCGUGCUCUCAUAUUUAAAAGAAACAUGCAAGCCAAGGAAGCAGUGAGCAAAGAAUACAGGAAACUUAACAAAGUUAAGAAACAUUUCAGUGAUGACUGCUUCAAAGUGUUGACAGUGAGCUCCAAAGAGUUUCUACAGACAGAAUGUCUAAACCCAGAUGAAACUGAAAUACCCAAACUUCAGGGGUUUCUGCAAAAUCUCAAUGACUGUCACUCAGAGACAUUAAACUAUGUGUCUGGAGCUUAUGGGAUUCUCUCUCUGAUUCAAGGGGCCAGCUGUAGAGAAGUGGCUGACCAAAAAACAGAUGUGUGCACAGAGCUUGAAGAAAAGAUGAGGCAUGAACUUGAUAGAGUCAGAAAACCCAUGGAAGAGGCUCAUGAGGCUUUUGAAAAAUGCCUUAACGAGGGGGUUGAAAAAUCUAAAAGUUCAUGUGAACGAGUCUUGAAGUCCGUCUUACAUCCUACAUGGGUAAAAGGGGGCGGUUUUCACAAGAUAUUGAAGUGUAUCGUUGCGAACAAUGGCACCCACAAACCAAAAAGCCGGAAACAAAUAAACCUCAAUGUGAAGUUAGCUUCAUGCCUGACUGACAGCAUUGAUGAGGAAUUCAAGAAGACCUUCCCAAAUGAAGGAAAAUGUGGACCAUUCAACGGGGUCAUCAACACGUUUUCACUUGACACAACAAGGCUGAUUCAGAAGUACAAAGAUGUCGAACUGCAGCUGAUAUUUCUCAAGACAGAGGAAAAAAAAAUGAAGACAAAACUCAACAAAAUCAUCCGGGAGCGUAAGAAAACAAUCUACAGCAGUCUGACAACAACAAUCCAGGAAACCAUGCAAGAUUGCUAUAAAAGUAAGAUUACAACAAUUAUACACAUUUACAUUCAUCAUGACUGUGCAGGAAAAUGUAGUUUGACAACAAUGUUCUGUUUUAUUGUAGAAGCAGCAGGAUUUAGAGGACAGGACUCGCUGAAAAACAUGAGGGACACUAUUGAGAAGCAUGUACAUGAUUCAAAGAACACCAUGUUUGAGCAGGCUAAAGAUGUUAUGUUGAACCAGCUGAGAUGCUUGAAGGAGGACAUCCUGAAGACACUGGAGGAAACAAUGCAGGAAUCAAUCGAACUGUCGCUCAAGACAGAUGGUGACUCAAUCCCAGAUGUUACAGGGGAGCUUGUGAUGGUAAAGCAACAUUACAAUGAACUGAGAGGAAGCGCAGAUGAGGAAACACUAAUUUGCGCUGAUCCACCCGGCCCAGUAGCUGCACCGUGACGUGUGCAGGUUUGCUGGGUGGAGAGAAACAGCAGAGGCCUGAUUACCCACUGAAGGUCCCUGCGGCCACGCUGAUUAGAGACGUGAGGCCUCUGGAUUUGGUCUCAACCAUUUUUAUCAAGUUGUUAUCCCUGUUCUCUUUGAGUGUUGUUUUGAUUUAUACUUUGAGUUUGCUUCUUGUGAAUUACAUGCAGAGAGAUUUUAGCUGUUUUUGGGGGGGGUAUUUUUGCCUUUAAUUAAUUGUAGAUCAGAGGCAGACAGAAACUGUGGGGAGGGGGGGGUUGACGAGCAGCAAAGGUCCACAGUUGGAUCCAAACCAGGGACGUUGUGGUUUUACUUUUUAAUGAUAUUACAGUGUUUUUCUUGUUCUUGGGUAUAUUUUCAUGUUUUUGUUGAUUGGGAUGGGCGCGCUGACAUUUCAGUGAUUUUAUGGAUGUCCACAUUAAACCUUGAACCUCGAUUACAGUACAUACUGUAGGUUGGAUUUGACAUAAACUUUAGGCUUUUCAAUGAAUGAUCUUAAUCUUUUUUCUUUCAUGUUCAAGGACAAAACUGUUGCUUGCUUAAAACAAUAGUUGUAAACCAUCUUAUCUGGCUUCUUGUUAUUUACACCAUUUUUAUUUUUGUUUUCUUCUAAUCUACACUGAUUCUAAAUGCAUGCAAGUAUUUGAUAUGGUAUAUGUCCAAUAAACCUCAAUAAAGUUCACUUUUGAGUGAAAGUGCCACACAUA
Siniperca chuatsi (mandarin fish) is the source of this 3467-nucleotide messenger RNA. Its product is annotated as nuclear GTPase SLIP-GC-like. NCBI's taxonomy places the organism in Eukaryota, Metazoa, Chordata, Actinopteri, Centrarchiformes, Sinipercidae. Gene Ontology annotation, molecular function: GTPase activity. The transcript has 24 exons. The coding region runs from base 16 to 2736 and encodes 906 amino acids. The record is from RefSeq and is a predicted model, not a curated record.